Harmonia axyridis is the source of this 2205-nucleotide messenger RNA. It is a transcript of the gene pasha, whose product is annotated as microprocessor complex subunit DGCR8. Gene Ontology annotation, cellular component: microprocessor complex. Gene Ontology annotation, molecular function: double-stranded RNA binding; primary miRNA binding; heme binding. The transcript is spliced from 8 exons. Lineage: Eukaryota; Metazoa; Arthropoda; Insecta; Coleoptera; Coccinellidae. Gene Ontology annotation, biological process: primary miRNA processing. Bases 235 to 1935 code for a protein of 566 amino acids. The record is from RefSeq and is a predicted model, not a curated record.
UUGUAUUGACAUUUUCGUAAAUUUACUUCAGUUAGUUCAGUUCAACAAAGUUUCAAUAAAUAACGAGACUUUCGUGGUUCAUCUUAUGAAUUUAUUACUCACAUAUUCUAUAUCUAUUUAAGGGAUAUUUUAUAAUAAAUAAUUUGAUAAUCCAGCAAUUCAUCCAGUCAAAGGGGAGAAAGAGUUUUCUGCGGAAGUUAUUUAAAGAAUGUCUCAAUUUUAAUAAUAGGAAAUAUGGAAUUUAUAAAUCCCCAACCAGGAACAAGUAGAGGGAACCAAGCCUCAAAAUGUCCUUUCGUGGUCCCUAAGCCACCUUCCGAAAGGGCCAAAUCUCCUGAUCAAUCCCCCAUGGAUUUCGACAUUGAUGAUGCUAGGAAAUUCCAUGUUCUAGACGAGAUUGCACAUUCAGAUUCAGAAAAAUCAAACGGUUAUGAUUCAGACGUACCAGAUGAGGAAAUUGAAAAAAUGCUGGAGGAUGCAUUGGAAAAUAAGAAAAAACGAAAAGCUGAAGAUGAACCACCAGAUGAAGGUAAUCCUUAUGUGGAGAAAGAUAAAGUAGUGCUGAUUGAAAAAGAACAAAAUCACUUUGACAUACUACCAGAAGGAUGGAUCAAGAUUUCUCAUAAUAGUGGUAUGCCUCUCUUUCUGCAUAAAGAUAGCAGGGUGUGCACUCUUUCUAAACCUUAUUUUCUAGGCAGAGGUUCUGCUCGUAACCAUGAAAUACCUCUCAGUGGAAUACCUUGUUUAAGUUACAAGAGAGCUAUUGAGAAAGAGAAGGAAGCAGAACAGACUCAAAAUGAGAAUAAUCACUUGCCAAAUGCAAAAAUUGAAACUGUUAAAGAAAACAUCGCAUCACAAAACCUGAGUCCUGAACAGUUACGAGAGUAUUGCCAGUCUCUAUUUAAAUUUAAAACAAUUCAGGUUAUGAGAUUCAAAUCUUGGUCUGAGAGAAGAAGAUUCACAAAAAAGAAAAAACAAGAAAAACAUCUACAAAGGCCGAUGCUGCCUGACGGUACAAAACUCAUAUCAUUUCCUAUAGAAAAUGCUGAUGGUAAUGAUACCAAUGGCCGUGGAACACGAAAAGAAUGGAUAAUGAAUCCCAAUGGAAAGUCUUAUAUCUGCAUACUACAUGAAUAUGUUCAACAUGCUCUCAAAAUGCAACCUACAUAUAGUUUUACUGAAUUAGAAAAUGCUGCGACCCCAUAUGCAGCAACUGUUUCUAUCAAUGAUAUGAAAUAUGGAGUUGGUUAUGGGACAAGUAAAAAACAGGCAAAAUCGGAAGCAGCAAAAAAUACCCUAGAGAUACUUAUUCCUGAGAUGCGCUCAAAAAUAACUGCCGAUCCUAAAACAGGAUCAAGCACAAGUAAAGAUCCAGACGAAGAUUUAUCUUUCUUUGACGAGAUCAGAAUAGAAGAUCCUAGGGUUGCAGAGUUUUGUGCAAAAACCACUGAACCAUCUCCACACGAUAUUCUCCUUACUUGUCUGCAGAGAAAUUUUGGCCUCAACGAUUUGAAAAUUAGUUAUCAGGGUAAGACAUCAAAAAAUAAAAAGAAUGAGUUUACAAUGACAGUAGGUAAGCAUACAGCGACUGUCACUUGUCAAAAUAAAAGAGAUGGAAAACAGAGAGCGUCUCAGGCUAUUUUACAGGCACUACAUCCAAACCUGAAAACUUGGGGAUCCUUCCUUAGACUUUACGGUAAUAGAUCUGUGAAAAGUUUUAAGGUAAAGAAGCUUGAGGAACAAGAAAUAACACUGCUACAGAGCAAGGCAGCAGUGAAUUCUCCGAACUUUGCCAUAUUAGAUAAGUUGAAAUUGGAACUGUCAAAAUUGAAAGAAAAACGAAAUUCCCGAAAACCUAUUGGUAUAUUUAUACCUGAUAAGGGGGAAACUUUACCAAGAUUAUCAUCGACAAAUUUGAAAAAUGUUGACUUAUGAUCUUUAUUUUUGGUAGUAGUUACCCAUUUACCAAAAAUUAUUUUUCAAAAUAUUGUGACUUCUGUUUUUUGUAGGUCAGAUAAUAUAUAUAUUGAGAAAUUCCUUUUUUUUUAUUUUAGGAUAGUAUUAUAAGUUCUUGGAAGUCUUAUCAUAAGGUACCAGUUAUUUUUCUUUCAAGAGAAUCUUCCUUUGUUGUCGAAUGUCAAUUGUAAUGAAUCGCUAAUAACUACAGUGUAUUUUCAAAUGUGUACAAUAUAAUUGAAAAAAGUU